Xenia sp. Carnegie-2017 is the source of this 2985-nucleotide messenger RNA. RefSeq names its product intraflagellar transport protein 88 homolog. Lineage: Eukaryota; Metazoa; Cnidaria; Anthozoa; Malacalcyonacea; Xeniidae. Gene Ontology annotation, molecular function: kinesin binding. The coding region runs from base 124 to 2637 and encodes 837 amino acids. Gene Ontology annotation, cellular component: ciliary base; centriole; non-motile cilium. Gene Ontology annotation, biological process: non-motile cilium assembly; intraciliary transport. The transcript has 26 exons. The record is from RefSeq and is a predicted model, not a curated record.
UUCUUUACAUGAAUCUCGCAAUGCAUUGUGGUAUAUUGUUAUGGCUGAUAUGGCAACAAGAACAUCGAUAUGUCAAAUAGAAAUAUAAUUUUAUUUUACUUAUAUUAAAACCCGUUAAAAGAAAUGCUUUCGUCUGUCCAUCUUGUCGGAGACGAUGAAGGGGAUAUAUAUGAUUUCAAUGAUGAAAAUCCUGCUUUUGACUUUAAGAAUCUCGAAGAAGAUGAAGAAUUUCAGCAGGCGGUCAAAACAAGCCACGGACAAAGACCUGGAGUUAAAACUGGUGUCGCAGGAUUUCGUAUGGGAACUUCAUCUGGAAAGCGAGGAUUUCUUGGUUCAUCAAGUGGUCGUCCGGCAACAGGAUUUGCCAUAGAUGCAAAUCAAGCUCGACCAAUGACUGCUGUCCGUGGAGCUGGUUAUUCAUCCGCAGGAAAUCGAUCUGCUGCUGGAAAUGCAUUUGAUCCAUUCAAUCAAGGCGUUAAGGGUCCUGCACCUCCUCUAGAAAAGAAGGCCGAAGACAGUCCAGAAGAAAAGGUCAAGCAAAUGGAAAGGAAAGUAAAUGAAUUGAUUGAAGAAAGUUGUAUUUCGUGUGGCUGUGGGGAACUGGAACUAGCUUUAGAGAAAGCGAAAGAUGCAGGACGUAAAGAGCGUGCAUUGUGUCGUCAACGUGAACAAACAUCUGUAAAUGAUCAAAUAAAUCUUGAUCUUACAUAUUCAGUUCUUUUCAAUUUGGCCGACAUGUACCAUAAAAAUCAAAUGUACUCCGAAGCUCUCAAUACGUAUCAAGUAAUUGUGAAGAAUAAAAUGUUCAGUAAUGCUGGCCGUCUUCGCGUCAAUAUGGGAAAUAUACAUUAUGAACAGGGGAAACUACCUCAGGCUAUUAAACAUUAUAGAAUGGCGUUGGAUCAAGUUCCCAUCACUCAUAAGGAGAUGAGGAUUAAGAUUAUGCAAAAUAUUGGUGUGGCGUUUGUUGAACUAAGUCAGUACAAUGACGCUGUGACGUCAUUUGAGCAAGUUAUGAGUGAAAGUCCAUCUUUAAGUUCAGCCAUGAACUUAGUAUUAUGUUACCAUGCUCUGGGUGAUCGAGAGAAAAUGAAAAAGACAUUUCAAAAGAUGCUUCACAUAGAGCUUAACAUUGACGACGAGGAGAAAUACUCCACUAAUGGGGACGACCCUCAACAUGCUCUUGUGUUGGAGAUUAUUAGAAAUGAUAAACUAAGACAAUGGGAAAGAGAAAGGAAAUCAAAUGCUGAAAAGUUUAUUGCGUCUUGUGCUAAGCUUAUUGCGCCUGCAAUUGAAUCGACAUUUGCUGCAGGUUUUGAUUGGUGUAUAGAUUGUGUGAAAGCCUCACCGUAUCUAGAGCUGGCGAAUGAACUGGAGAUUACUAAAGCUAUUACCUUUUUGAAGGAAAAAGAUUUCAAUAAAGCUGUUGAAACGUUGAAAGGAUUUGAGAAAAAAGAUUCCAAAAUGCAAUCAACUGCCGCAACAAAUUUGUCGUUCAUGUAUUUCCUGCAAGGAGAACUUUCACAAGCUGAAAAAUACGCUGACAUGGCCAUCACCGUCGACAGAUACAACCCAUUAGGUUUGGUGAACAGAGGGAACUGUUACUAUCGUCAAGGAAAUUUGAUGAAAGCGAAGGAAUAUUACCAGGAAGCGUUGAAUGUGGAAGCAUCGUGUACUGAUGCUCUUUAUAAUAUUGGCUUAGUUUAUAAAAAAAUGGAGAACUAUGAAGACGCCUUGGAUUGUUUUUUAAAGUUGCAUGCAAUUUUACGAAAUAAUGCUCAAGUUAUUUGGCAAAUAGCAAACUUAUAUGAAAUACUUGAAUAUGUUGACCAAGCAACUGAAUGGUAUAUCCAGUUGGUAUCUUUGGUACCAACUGAUCCGUCUGCGUUGGCUAAACUUGGCGAGAUAUACGAUGAACAAGGGGAUAAAUCACAGGCAUUUCAAUAUCAUUACGAGGCCUUUCGUUACUUUCCUUCCAGUAUUGAUAUCAUCUCUUGGCUUGGUGCUUACUAUAUCGACUCGCAAUUUUGUGAAAAAGCCAUUCAGUAUUUUGAGCGAGCGUCAAUCAUUGAACCAACGAAGGUAAAAUGGCAGCUAAUGAUUGCUAGUUGUCAUCGAAGAAGCGGUAAUUAUCAGCAAGCUUUAGAGACGUAUAAAUCAAUACACCGAAAAUUCCCCGAAAAUAUCGAAUGCUUAAAGUUCUUAGUAAGAAUCUGUACCGAUCUGGACCUUAACGAUGUUCAGGAGUACGCUCAGAAAUUGGCGAGAGCUGAAAAGGCUAAAGAAUUAAAAGAAAAGCGUGUUCUUAGUGGUGGUAAAGUGAACAAAAGACAUAGUAUCUCAUCUCGUCAAAAUAGUGCUGGCAGCGACACAAAUCGUGUGAAUAGUGGUCAGGAAAAAAAUAGAAAGAAUCUUUCUGCUGCUAACAAUCAAAGAAUGAAAGCUCCAUCGACAUUUUCUGACACAUCUGAACCCGAACCUUUUGCUGUUGCAUCCCCCAAAAAUAUCGACGCAUCAUACGUCGAUCCUCUCGGUGAUGCGCCUCCACGACCGAAGACGGCGGCAAGACGUAAUCAAGUAGCCACAGAAGACGAAUUUGGAGAUGAGGAGCUUGGAGAUGAUCUUUUGCCUGAUUAGACCAUAGAAAUAGAAUACAAUCUUUAACACAAGAUGAUAAGUAUCGUGAAACAUAACGGUGGUCGAAUUUGUUCAUGUUCAAUUCAUUCACAAAUGAAUUGAGAAAGUCUAGCUUGUGAUCUUAACAAGCGAUAUCAUUGAAUUGAAUGAUUUUUCUUCAGCAAUCCAACUUUCAUGCUCAUAGUAACUGAAAAUAUUUAAUUGCGUUGGAAAUGCCUUGGGGCGCAUUUCUUAUGUUUUGUAAAAAGGGACAGCUUAUUUGCUUCUAUUAAAUAUCGCAUUUUUAGUCGUGAAUCAAUUCAUGAAUAAUUGUGUUGGUAAUAAAUAGAUAUUCACUUUGAGUAAAAA